Struthio camelus australis is the source of this 3319-nucleotide messenger RNA. Lineage: Eukaryota; Metazoa; Chordata; Aves; Struthioniformes; Struthionidae. The record is from RefSeq and is a predicted model, not a curated record.
AUGGAAGGAAAGAAACAGCACAUGGCUAAUGAUUCCCACAGCAAGUUCUUCAGCUCCUCCAGCGUCUUCGUCGUCCGCAAGGACCAAGACAUCUACGUACAGACCUUGCGCAAGCUCUUCAACGAGUCGCACGGCAUCUUCAUCGGCCUCCAGAGGAGCGAGGAAGAAUUCGCCGGGAAAUCCAGGAAAACACAAUUGGUUCAAGUGAGUAAAAACUACCGCUCGGUCAUAAGAGCCUGUAUGGAGGACAUGCACCAGGCAGCUGUUUCAGCUCGGGACCCUGCCCUGCACAGCCAGUAUAGUACUCAGGUUUCUAUUCUUUCUGCGAUGGAGCUGAUCUGGAACUUGUGUGAGAUCCUGUUUGUUGAAGCAGCUGUAGCUGGUCCCCUCCUGCUUCGCCUCCUUGACUGGGUUCGACUUCAUGUCUGUGAUGUAGACAACAUGGUCCGUGAAGUUCUGAGCAGUGAAAAUCCAUCAAAACACGAGCUCUUCUGGAAUGUGGUGGAUGUCUUUGUGCUGCAAGGCCGAAUGGAUGAAGCGCGGCACUUACUCUCUAAGGAAGCCAGUGCCAAUCCCACGUCAGUGCACAUGUGCAGAAUCUUGGAUGACUUAAUGAAGAAGAUGCCUGUGCCCAGUCUUGGCAACACCCAGACACUCACCGAGAUGGAGCUGAAAUGGCAGCACUGGCAUGAAGAAUGUCAGCGGUAUCUACAGGACAGAACUUUUGCUUCCAAUUCCCACAUGGAAUCCAUCUGCAAGAUCUUGCUGGGUGAUGAGAAUGCCAUACUGGAGAAAAAGGACCUCAUGACUACUUGGUACCACUUUCUGGUUACCCGACUCCUCUACUCCCAUCCCACUGUGAAGCCAAUGGAACUGCGUUUCUAUGCACAGUCUAGUAUGGACCUGUUCCUGGGUGGAGAAAGCAGCCCUGAGCCUCUAGACAUCAUUUUAAUGGCAGCCUUUGAAUUCGAGAUGCAUCAAGUGAUCAAGGAAUGCAGCAUUGCCCUCAGCAACUGGUGGUUUGUGGCUCAUCUGACUGACCUCCUGGAUCACUGUAAACUCCUGCAGUCUCACAAUCUCUAUUUUGGUUCAAACAUGCGUGAAUUCCUUCUACUAGAGUAUGCCUCCGGACUCUUCUCCCAUCACAGUCUGUGGCAGCAGGGGGUAGAUUACUUUGACCACUGUCCAGAAUAUGGGAGGGUUUAUUUGGAGCUGCAUAUUGAGCGGAUACCCCUUAACACAGAACAAAAGGCUCUCAAAGUGCUGAGGAUCUGCGAGCAGAGACAGAUGCAUGAACAAGUUCGUAGCAUCUGUAAAAUCAUGGCCAUGAAAGCGCUGCGGAACAAUCGCUUGGGCUCUGCCCUGUCUUGGAGCAUCAGAGCUAAGGAUGCGGCUUUUGCUACACUAAUAUCAGACAGAUUCCUCAAGGAUUAUUGUGAAAAGGGAUGCUUCUCUGACUUAGACCUCAUUGAUAAUUUGGGACCAUCCAUGCUUCUCAGUGACCGUCUGACAUUUCUUGGGAAGUACCGAGAAUUCCACCGGCUGUAUGGUGAGAAGAGGUUCUCUGAAGCUGCCAAGCUGCUUCUGAUGUUGAUGACUGCUCAUAUUGCUCCUUGCUCCUUCUGGAUGACCCUGCUGACAGAUGCCCUUCCCCUGCUGGAGCAGAAAGAGGUCAUAUUUUCAGCAGAGCAGACUUACGAAUUGAUGCGAUGUCUGGAAGACUUGACAGCAGGGAAGUCAGAUAAGCAGAAAUUCCAGGAUGACGACGUUGAGACUAUGAAAGUGGAAAUGCUGAGACUUGCUCUUGCACGAAAUCUUGCACGAGUCAUCGUCAAAGAAGGCACAUUGGAAGGAUCUUGAAGAAAGCAAUGUGUUAUUUUAUUCUUCUUCUGUGGUUCACUGUACAUAAACCUGACUGCUUUUCUAAGAAUAAAUGUCUUGUUUUGCAUAUUGCUUGGUGAUUUGUUCUUGUCUUCUGUAAAUAUAAUUUUAAAACCCUUAAAGAUAACUUCUAAAAACCAAGCUGCAUCAAAACAUUAAGGUUGCUUGCUCAAAGUUGGACUGGCAACCUUCCCAUUGUAAAGCAAGUCUCAUUAGCAAUGGCAACAUAACCUUUGGUUUUUUCAGUUGCAUUGCCUCUAGUAUCCAGAACUGAAUUUGUGCCUACCUUUUAAAUUGCUGGGGUUUUAGAAAACAGCAGCUUUGGCCCUUAUGGUUAGUCUAGGUGGUCUUGAGAUGAUGGGUUGAGUUCGAGGCCCUUUCUGGACACCUAGUACUUCACAAGCAAUCAUUACUAAGGCCAGCCACGGAGCAAAGUAGGGAAACCAAUUUAUUUAACAUGCAGCAGAACAAAUGCAUUUGAGACAUAUUUACAGUACGGCUGUUCGGUAUGAAGCUGGAACCUCAACCUACAAACAAGUAACAUUUCAUGAUUUAAUUUCCAAAGCUUGUAACAAUGCAUUGCCAUAGGGCAAAACAAUAGGAUCUUUCCAUUUUGCUUUGCUGCACAGGCAAUGCACUGCCAUUUACACUGAGAACAAAGCCAUUCUUCAGAAAGCACUUGUGCUCUUCUGACUUCCUCAAAGUCACAGUGAGAUUCACGUGUAGGCAUUUAAAGCAGUGAAACCUGCUUCCUAAGGACACACUACAGCACCUGGGCAGAUUUAAAUGAUUUAAGCAAUACCCCUAGGCUUACUGUGUCUAAAGUGCGGGCAAGAACAUGUCUGAGGCAGAAAGAAUUCUUUCCUUGUCCCCCAUCCUAUUCCAUCACUUUAAAACUGCUGCUUUCUUUGAGGAUCCACAAGACCUAACCAUCCUUCUUGCCUGCUUUCUACUUCAGGGAGCUGACAAGGCUGUAAUCCUUAUGAGCUUCAGCCCAAGAGUUUACAGCAAGUUCCUUGGCCAAGCUUUGACUUUAUCUUCAGGGCUACAGCUCUGCCUGGAGCUCCUGACUAGGUCCUCAGGCUUUCAGUCCACUGAGUUUUUGACUUCUAGUGUUUUUAACUUGUCAUCAGUGAAGAAAAUUCAGCUGCUGUAAACAUCCGCCUAAGACAGCUAGAAAUAACUCGGAGCUGUAUUUGUACUAAUAGGUUUUAUAGCCUCCAUUAAUUCCAGCAGCAUUUUCUCCUCUGGAGUUUUCUUCCUACAGUAGGCAGGGGGUCUCCUCCUGCGUAUUGAUUUUCUUAGCGCUUUGACUGCUCCUGUUCAUAGUCAUAAGAGCUGCUGCUUGACAGCACUGCUGGAAGUACUGAGCGUAGUCAGUGUCCAAGGACCCAGCCCUCCUGUGCUUUUGUCAAAAGAUGUAAAAAAAAAAAAAAAA